AUGGCGAUAACACCGAAGAUUCAUACAUCCAAGCAGUCAUCAUCUGUAUCUUCGAAACUCUCCUUUCAAACUUCACCGAGUCAAGUUUCUUCUGAAAGCUUCACAUCAAAAUCGCUUGCUUCUGAAGCUGUUACAGUAACACCAUCGGUUCUUUAUACUACCUCUUCAACUAUAGAUAAAAUCUCACAGGUGACUGCAAAAGAAAAUUCAACUUUAAGCACGACUAGCACUGUUACUUCCACUCCAAAACAAACUCGUAAACCUGGACCCAAAUUGCCCAACUGCGAUUACUGUUUGCCCUCUGAUGUUUUGCUUAUUUUGGCGGAAAACAAAGACUUUUACAAGAAUGAAUGCAACCGUGCAUCUAUUCUUCGCAACGCUGUACAGAAAACAACUAAUCAACGCAUCGAUUUGAAAGAACCGUGUGCUCAUGAUGAAGAAAAAAUUGUAUUCGAUGUUGGUGAAGGAACGUUGCAGCAAACACCAAAACGUGCAUAA
Messenger RNA from Thelazia callipaeda (thelaziosis nematode), 498 nucleotides. The record is from the annotation of a GenBank genome assembly. NCBI's taxonomy places the organism in Eukaryota, Metazoa, Nematoda, Chromadorea, Rhabditida, Thelaziidae.